AUGCGCAUGGAGGACAGCCGCCUCCCCAAGCGCAUGCUGUUAGGAGCGAUGGCGGGGGGCGUGGGAUACCGGGGCGGGAAGGAGAGCGACUGGGUGUCUCGUCUACGAGAGGACCUCGUGGCCUUCAACAUGGGAGACGAAAAGGAAGGGGGGUAAAUGGGAAGAGAGCGCCAAGGACCCGGAGGUGUGGUACAACAAGGUCGAGGACGGGGCGGCAUGACUCAUGAGGAAAUGACACAGGCAG
Messenger RNA from Ectocarpus sp. CCAP 1310/34, 244 nucleotides. The record is from the annotation of a GenBank genome assembly. NCBI's taxonomy places the organism in Eukaryota, Phaeophyceae, Ectocarpales, Ectocarpaceae.